Dipodomys ordii (Ord's kangaroo rat) is the source of this 897-nucleotide messenger RNA. It is a transcript of the gene Mrps24, whose product is annotated as mitochondrial ribosomal protein S24. The coding region runs from base 61 to 564 and encodes 167 amino acids. Gene Ontology annotation, biological process: translation. The record is from RefSeq and is a predicted model, not a curated record. Gene Ontology annotation, cellular component: mitochondrion. The transcript is spliced from 4 exons. Lineage: Eukaryota; Metazoa; Chordata; Mammalia; Rodentia; Heteromyidae.
GUCUCGUCCGAGUCCCACUCUAGCAGUGCCGUAGUUCCUCCCGCGCCCCGCUGGGCCAAGAUGUCGGCGUCCGUAUGCCUGCAGCGUGUGGGGAGGCGGGUGCUGCUCUGGAACUGGGAGCUGCCUUCCAACUGGAGCGCCUUCCACACCUCCGUAGUCUGCGCCAAGAACCGCGCUGCGCGAGUCCGCGUGGGCAAAGGGGACAAGCCGGUGAGCUACGAGGAGGCGCACGCCCCGCACCAUAUCGCCCACCGCAAGGGCUGGCUGUCCCUGCACACAGGUAAUCUAGAUGGGGAGGACCACGCUGCAGAGCGAACAGUGGAGGAUGUUUUCCUUCGCAAGUUCAUGCUAGGUACCUUCCCAGGGUGCCUGGCCGACCAGAUAGUCCUGAAGCGCCGUGUCAAUCAAGUGGAGAUCUGUGCUCUGGUCCUCAGGCAGCUGCCAGCACACAAGUUCUACUUCCUCAUAGGCUACAGCGAGACUCUGCUGUCUCACUUUUACAAGUGUCCUGUGCGACUCCACCUCCAAACUGUGCCCUCAAAAGUGGUAUAUAAGUAUAUCUAGAAAGAUGCUCUUUUCUUGUACAAGGCUGUAGCCUACAAAGGCUGUGUGGGAAAGGGGUGAAGUAGAACAGGAGGAAAUACAUGCCCUUAAGAGGGAGCUGCUGUUGAAUAAAGAGUCUCAUGUGUUUGUCUCUCUGACUUUACCCUUUUGAUGAGGGUACCUUGGUGCUUCUGGGCUGGUAGGGAGGUUGCAAAGUUGUCUGAAGUUAGAUUAUGGCUACAUAAGGAUCUCAGACAGUCACCCUACCAUGUAUGUACAUAAAGCUCUUUGUUUUCUCUCAAAAUGAAAAGAUUCAUUUUUGGUGGUAAUAAAGUAAUUAAUGUUGAUUAAAAA